AUGAUGCUGCAGAUAUUAGUGGACUUAGCCAACAGUCUAUCACAAAUAUAUGCCGAAGAGUGUUUCCGAGUUUGGAAACCGAGGUUCCGAUGCUUGUUACUUGGGUUUACUGUGUCACUGAAAAAUGAAAAAUUAUACACUGUGGCACUUGCUAUAUUAUACAAUAUUGGCAUGAAGGAUGAAGGCAUCGAUUACCUCGAACCAGUCAUAUCUGAAGAUAAUGGUGACCAACAAAUGCUAAGUCGAUCAAGUUAA
Molecule: messenger RNA, 255 nt
Organism: Parnassius apollo (apollo)
Lineage: Eukaryota; Metazoa; Arthropoda; Insecta; Lepidoptera; Papilionidae
Source: the annotation of a GenBank genome assembly